Xyrauchen texanus (razorback sucker) is the source of this 3576-nucleotide messenger RNA. Its product is annotated as metalloproteinase inhibitor 2-like. Gene Ontology annotation, biological process: negative regulation of endopeptidase activity; negative regulation of membrane protein ectodomain proteolysis. The record is from RefSeq and is a predicted model, not a curated record. Lineage: Eukaryota; Metazoa; Chordata; Actinopteri; Cypriniformes; Catostomidae. The transcript is spliced from 5 exons. Gene Ontology annotation, molecular function: protease binding; metalloendopeptidase inhibitor activity. Bases 301 to 963 code for a protein of 220 amino acids. Gene Ontology annotation, cellular component: extracellular matrix.
UAAGGCAUGAACCUGGUCUCUCUAUGCGUACACACCCAUAGAAGGCAGGGGAAAGAAAUAGACUGGAAAGACCAUUAAAGAUAGAGCAGCAGUGCACUUUCUUUAUUACCAACGAGCCGAGGAAUUAAAAAACAACAACAGUAAUACUAAUACUCAACGUGAGGGCAUCUCAAACGGCGGUGGACGGUGUACUUUUCGGUUGUGAGAGGGACUGGAUCCAGGUUGACAUUGCAGAAGAUAGCCUACUUACUUGCGUCAUCUGCCUCUAAUUUUACAGUCAAAUAUUAAAGUAAUAUAAAAAUGAAGAGUGUCAGGAGCUGUAUUGGCACACUUGUGGUGCUGAUAUUGUGUCGAGUGGGAGAGAUUACAGAAGCGUGCAGUUGUUCACCCGUCCAUCCUCAACAGGCGUUCUGCAAUGCUGAUGUUGUAAUCAGGGCCAAGGUGGUUGGCAAAAAAGAAGUGGAUUCUGGGAAUGAUAUUUAUGGGAACCCCAUCAAGCGGAUUCAGUAUGAGAUUAAGCAGAUUAAGAUGUUCAAAGGCCCGGAUCACCACAUCGAUGUGGUCUUCACUGCGCCCUCAUCUGCCGUGUGUGGGGUGACGAAUUUGGACACUAAUGGCAAGAAAGAGUACCUCAUCUCAGGCAAGGCAGAGUCCAAUGGCAAGAUGCAUGUGACUCUCUGUGAUCUCAUCAUGCCCUGGGAAUCCAUGAGUGCUACCCAGAAGAAGAGCCUCAGUCAGCGCUACCAGAUGGGGUGUGACUGCAAGAUCAUACGUUGUGCGACCUUCCCAUGCAAGAUCAGCGCACCUGAGGAGUGUCUGUGGACAGAUUGGGUGACGGAGAAGAUCAUUCACGGGCGCCAGUCUGACCAUUACGCUUGCAUCAAGAGAGGAGAUGGCUCCUGCGCCUGGUACCGUGGAGUCGCUCCACCCAAGAAAGAGUUUCUGGACAUGGAGGAGCCUUAAUCUGUCUCUCUCUGUCCCUCUCCACAUCGCCUGCUCUGAGGUUCUUAAAAAUAUUAUAAAUAAGGUGUAAGUUAAUAUUGAUAAAAAGACAAAACUACUACUAUUAGACGCUUCCAAAUUGAAAUGUUAAGGCUAGAUUAGUGUACAGUCUUCAUUAGAUAUCGGAAUAUGACACUGAAUGGAGUGAAGUAACUACCCCAUCCAAGGCUGGCACCCCAAAACGCUUCCCAGGUGAGGGACAAUCUUUAAACGAGCACUUUCCACCCCAAACAGCGCUUAGAUUUCUCUUUGCAAAAUGGACCUGAAAUGUCUUCUACCAUCUCCCACAAUUGCAGUCUCUCAGCUCAUUUAAUAUGUUCAGUUUCUGGCAUUUUUGUCCAAACCCACGUGGGGUGACAGUGAAAGUAUUACUUUGGAAGGUAGUUUGUAAUAUCCAAAGCCAUGCCAAUUGGUCCACUGAUAAAUGGUGAGGCAGGACUUCCCAGAUAGUUCAAAGAUGUGCAGGGACCACGAAAGAACUUUUGAAAGACAGCUGGGGUUUGGAAAACUAAAAAGACCAAAGUCAAUGUCACUAGACAUGAAUUUGUGAGGGAAACUAAAUCUCCUAGUGCUGCUGACCAAAUUUCAGGAUGUUGAACUGUUGUAUAUUAAGAUGUUAUUAAUUCCACAUCCACUGCUUUUCAUCACCAUUGUGUCCAUUCGCUUCAUGGAGUAUCCUUCGUGUAUACCGAAAUGAAGGAAUAACAGCGUAAACAUCUAUUAUCCUGACGACAGUUCCAGUGUUCAUAAAUAGUUUAGCAAUAUACAUUAAAUUCCAUACAAAUUUGACUUUUUAUGAACUUUUAUGAAUCAAACAUCCUUAACUUUUUGCCUGUUUACCUCUCUAAACAUUUACUUUGUCUCAAACAUACAUUGGGUCUCAUUCACUAUUGUGUGUACACAAGUCUUACUUAUUUCAGAGUAAUGUCAUAAUCUUUUUUCUUUCUUUCUUUUUUUGCAGAGUAGCACAUUUUAUUGUGUGUUAUAGCUCGAUCUGGAUUCUGCCUCAAAUGCCUCCAAUCAAAUGUAGUGUAGGCCUCCAUAUAUUAGAUCAUGCUGUGCUUUAGAGAGCAUAAGAUUGCACCUGUACAGGUGAGGUUGAGCAAAAAGCCCUUAUAUGGAGAUGGUUUGGGCAUGUAUUAUGCUAAUAACUAACUGCAGGGAUAUGCUCCGUCAUUUCAAAUUAUCCAGAUUCAUCAACAUUUAAAUAUGGCAGAAGUUUUUCCGCACUCAUAAUUAAGAAUAUUUGUACGCAAUAUAGUGAAUGAGACACAAUAGGAUUACCUGUCCAUUUUAUGCCUUUAUUCCUCUGUCAAGAGUUAAGACUAUGAGUUUAGUAAUGAUUCUUUUUGAACUUGUUGCACUUUCUAAAAAUAAAACCAGGAGAGGACUGUCUCUCAUUUUCUGCUUUUUUCCUCACAUUUAAAUGCUUUAAUACAUUUAUGAAUUAAAACAUCAAUUAUCUAAGGUUGUCGUGAGCUCUUUUAAAUUGUGUAUUGUUAUUUUAUUGUUUAAUUAUGCACCCGAAGAGGUACAUAAGACUUAAGUUGCCAUGGUAAUGGGAAGACCCUUAGUUUUGCCCUAGAGUAAAACAAGGCUGAUUGGAUUGGCAUGCAAAGACACAGACCUAUAGCAUGCUCUGAUUCUCCUCACAGAAUGAGGAAACCAAGGCAGGACUUCCUUCCUCCUGUGAUGUCAAUAAAUUCUGGAGUUUAUUGGCAGCUUGAGAGGAAGGCACAGAGUUGGGUUGUUGCAGCUGUCCCCUGAUUGGGCGUUGCCAAGUCAUGUGAUUGACUAAGGGUAAGACUUUAGAAUACUAGUUGCUAGGCGCUUCGUCAGGGUGAGCCAUGUGGCACAAUGUGGUCAGAGUGAUGGAGAGAAAGAGAGAAGAAACAGAACCGCCGAUGAAGCAACAACAAAAAGUGUUGAUAGAUUGGGUGCAGUUGGUGCAGAUACUGCCAUUGUUUUGUAAGGCAUCACAAUCAUUGUAUAAAAUCAACACUGCAAUCAUUUUUAUUGACAAAGGGAGCAUUAUUUUGGGUGCUAGUUAAAUUCAUGCCUUUAUAUUUUGGCUAUCAGUGUUCCAAGCACUAAUGUGUAUGAUGCUUAUUCUUUGCUCAUGUGUGAUUUAAAUUAAGAUUUUUUUCAAUAUCCUUUUCUUUCAUCAUGCCAGAAGCAUUGUCAUAAACAAGCUUGAAGUCUUUCGAAUAGGCUACAAAAAUCUACAAGGUUAACACAUUGAGCUAUAACUACAUAAAUUGCUUUGUAUUAAUUGUUAUUGAACUUAAAUAGCAUAAGUUAAAUGGGUUUUUUUUUCUCCAUGUUUCUACUUUUUUAUAUAUAUGUGUGUUAUUACCUUUGAUUUAUAUGAUCGUGUUAUUUUUUACCAGUCUUUUGUCUAACUUUUUAAUAUUUUGCUGAAAAGUGCAGGAAUGUGAGAGCUCUUGUGUCUGAACCACAUGAGAGAGUUGUGGUAGAAGAACCAGACUAUGCAUGUCUUUGAUUCUUUGUGUAAUACCCAUGUGGAUGUUUACUUGACAGAUAAAUAUACAAUAUUACCAAAUAAAACAUUAA